AUGGACCCGGCGACGGUCUCUCGAGAUGUGAAAGAGCCUUCCGAUGUCGUGCUCCUCGCCUCAACCAACCCCGCCGCCAACGCACAAUUGCAUGAGGCGCUAGCCCGUGGUCAAGCCGUCCGGAGCUACGCGGCAGUCCACUUCCAGGGCUCGGCUCCACUUUUUGGCGACAUCAGAAGCGUUCCGGCUGCCGUCUCGCCCCUGCCAAAUGCUGGGGGCGUGCGAGGAGGGCGCCCGUCCUAUGCAGCCAAGCAGGGGGGCACGGACUUUAUGUUCGACUAUGGGUUUGCCUUCAGUCUGCGGCCUGCUGGAGCUUUUGCUCGAGGCGGACUUGGAUCGACGUGCAUCGGGCGCAUUUGUGGCGGAAAGGGGGCGGUCUACGCAAGGGGAAGUGAGCCGUUCAUCUGGGAGAGGAAACGGAACCGGGGUGGGGCACUGGUCUGCCGAGGGGAGGAGGCGAGUGAGGGCGGCCAUCAGUUCUUUGUUCAAAGACGGGAUCUCGACCCGUGUCUGCACUGUCGCGUUGAGCCCAAGGGGGAUGCUCCAGCGAGGCGCGGUGUCAAGCGAGCCCUUGAGGAAGAACCAAACCCACGAGAACUCGGCCCGAUGGCAAUCCUGUCAGAGAUGGGCCGGAGCAGAAUCCCUCCAAUGGCUGUUGCUCCCGGCCUAUUCCUCGUCCCACAGCUCGACGCCUGUAGUGGGCGCCUUCUAGACAUCUCGACGACAAAUCGGGGCCUCGUCAAUGUGCCUCGACUUGUCAAGGUUGACCACAUGGGCAGCUUCCAGUGUCUAUGCGGCCAGAGGGGGUGCCGGGAUCACGAAAUGGCGUUUUUGGAAGAGACACGGCGCAUGAGCGGCUGGUGGCACGGCGGGGAGGCCAUCUUCACGGCCUUUGACGAAAGCCGCCCGUUUGUGCGGGAGGUCACGAGCGGCGUGCCGUGGUUGUUGCCACUGAACCACAGAGGGUGCGUGGGGAAUGUGUUGCACGGGCCAGAUGCGGAGGCGUGGAGGGGUGGGCCACAGCUUCGGGUCUUUGUCAUGAGCAGUCCCGGAGAGACACCGGUGGUUUGCACGCUCGAAGGCACCAGCACGCACUGCAGCGGCAUCGAGUGUGCGGGGCAGGAGAGGUGUCAACACCUGUCGAGGGUGUGCUCGAAGCAAUCCUUGCCCCAGAGCGAGCCCUCAGCCAACGGGGCGAUGCGACCCCUUGCUGAUCGGCGGGCAGAAAGGGUCGAGCAGCGGGAAGCCGGUGCCAGGAGGCUCAUGGUCUGCAACGACCCCCUUUGUCGGCGGCCGGACUCGAAGGUCGAGUGCACACACCAAAAGACGUCCGAGCCCUGGGAGUGCCUGCCGGCGGCGGCGCUUGACAUGGGCCACAGCCACAAGAAGAUUGACACGAUCAUGAGUAGAGGUGGGGCGAGUGUCACGAGCCUCUGCGAGCGCUGGGGCGAGGAGGGCGUGCAACGGAGGGACAAGGCGAAGCACUUCUGUGCACCUCGACCCUUGGACCCGCUCUCUCCCUGCGGCCGCCCAUGGCAGGUGGAGAUCAGAAAGGCUGCCCUGACGACGGCGGGGGCACGCUACGAGGUUACUACCUAUCGGAGGGUCUGCCGGAUUGCUCCGGGACGAGAGGCGGCAUGCUGCUCGGUUGCUUACGACGGCCAGGAGGACGGCAUCUUCAACUUCUCCGGCACGACGCUCCUCUCGCACGGCCUCCUCCUGCGCAACCACUUUGCGGCGGCCCUAGGGGCAGCCCACAGCCUCAACUUUGAGGCCGGCGACAUGGCCGCGAGAUGCCUGGAGGGGCUCGGAGUCCCUAGGCUAGACGAUCGGGUGUUCGACUCGGCCAUGCAAGCCUUCAACGACCUGGCGGCACGCGCACGGAUCCAGCACGUGUGCUCGCGCUCCAAUUGCGCGCACCUGUACACGAGCGAGGUGGAGGCGGCCGAGGCGGAGGCGCAUGCAUCUGGCGUCCCUCUGAAGGCGGAGCGAACGGAGGGGUUGACCUCGGAUUUGGCAACGUACGCGUUUGGGCGAGACAAGGUCAUCACCUUUGACGGCACCUUCUUUGCCAACGCAAGCGCCAUGCGAGACUCGACCACGGAAGUGUCGCUGCAUAGCAUAUGCGAGCCGGAUCCGGGGGCGCCCAGGGUUGCUGGCGGCUUCACUUCACUGAGCGUGGGCGGGGUGCGGCCCUCACAGGGCGGAAGCCGAGCGCCUUUGGACGUGGCGCCAGAGGGGAUCGACUGCCCUUGGAAGUACCGAAACGGACUUUCUGAGUUGCGGCCGGCCGUGCGAUCACUCGUGCAGAGGUGGUGCAACUUCCGAAAAGCUGCGGCCCAAGGGAGCAACGCGCCUUUAAAGCCGGAGGAAUUUGUCAUGAUGCGAGAAGGGCUGCCGGCAAAUGUCGUUGCCCUGAUCGACUUCGUGACGGAGGCGGAGGCGUGCGCCGACCCUGCCACGUGUGCCGUCUGCCAGGCGGUUCCGAGGCGGCCUUGGAUGCAAGGGUUUCUCAAAGAGGGGCCGGUGGGGCCAACCGGUUGGUGCCCAACCCACUUCCAACCAUACGGAGCCCUGCUCCAUACCCUGCUCAUUCCGAGGUACUCCUGGGUGUUUGGGCGCAUCGUCACCCUCAAGCUGUUGCGCCACUUGCUAUUGGAGGGGCCCCUCGACGCGCGAGGCAUGGCAUACCUCUCCAACGACGGCCCCAUGCUGGCGGCCGUUCUGCGCCUCCAUCCCACGGCAGAAGGGUUGCACGCAUUCCCUAGGACGUUGCGGCCACUCGUGCGGGACAUCUACGCCACGAACCUCCUGUGCUUUGAGCCCAGUGCGAACCGGCCCAGCUCGCACAAUUCGCGGUCGCCUCUGGCUGCCCUCCAUGACGCGACCGAACACCUGUGGACGAUCGAAGGGGAAAGGCUGAGGCUCAUGGGCCAAGUGGAGGCGGCCGCGAUGGAGUACGCGGAGCAAAGGGGGGCAGUUCUAAAGUGGGCCGCCAAUUCGGUCCUCUUCGAGCUCGAGGUCCGCGAGCCCUCAUGCUACGAAGAGGGCGGGUUCCUUCGAGCGCCGUCAACACUCUGCGCGGAGCGGGUUGCCGCCGUUUCGGCGUACGCGUUCCACCCUUUGCUGUACGGGCGGCCGCGAUUCGUGGACUGGGAAGACGAGGCGGGCCGUGGAAAGAAGGGGUCGGAGGAGCGUCUAACUCAACACUGCAGCGCCCCCAACCCACGAUCAUUCAAGGGGCGGGCCGGGAUCUUCAUCGCAUGCUGCCAAGAUCGGGCGCCCCUCGGGUACCAUUGGCUCAAGGGCGGCGAGUCGGUCUUGGACCUCGGGACAAUUCUCCUGACCCGGUUUCCCUUCAAGACGCUGCGGGGCAUGACUGUCGUGGAGGACGCUUCGUGCAACGCGCAAGAGUGGAUGCUGAACCGGGUACCGCAACUGGCAAAGUUCAUUCUGUUUGUCGUUGACCGCUUCCAUUCGGGGCCCAUCAGCUGCGCGCCAUCGGGAGCAAAGCGCUACGCUACGCACACGUGUGCUCCGACACUUUUCAUCGACACUUUCCCGCAACAUGAGCGGACAAUCACGACAGCCUCGGAGGGCAUCAAUUCGGGGUUGAAGAGG
This is a messenger RNA of Klebsormidium nitens, 3621 nucleotides long. NCBI's taxonomy places the organism in Eukaryota, Viridiplantae, Streptophyta, Klebsormidiophyceae, Klebsormidiales, Klebsormidiaceae. The record is from the annotation of a GenBank genome assembly.